AAAUCCCAACAGACUGAAAUGACAGAGAAAAAGAAACACUUGCCCAUACCACAAUCAUCUGGCCCCAAAGCUACUCUUAGUAUUGGUAAUAUUCCUGGAAGCAAAGUAAACUAUGAGUCUCUUAGAAUAUCUUCUCAGCUUCAGCAAACUUGGACAAAGAGAAAGCAUGUACAAGACAUGACUGAUAAAUCUCUGCAGACAGACAUUUCUGCAGAGGAAAAAAAAGAAGAAAUCAAGUCAGUUGAUGGAACAGUGGAAUCAGAAGAAAAGCCAGCUGCUGUUGAAGAAGCAGUACCUGAAUUUCCAGAGAGUGUUCAGGAAGUAGAAAUUCCACCAAGCAGACACUCAGUUCAACUCAAAAUAGACAGAUCUCAGCAGACCAGUUGCACUGGAGACUGGACAAUGAUAAUCAUUCCUCGAAUAGAGAAGGUAGACAAAGAACAGCAGACUUACUUUAGUAAAUCAGAAAUGAUGGUUAUUGACAGGACAGGUAGUUCUUUUUUAAAGUCAAAGGAAGAGGUGCAGAAACGUAAAUCCUCAGGGAAGAUUUUUGUUAGUGGACAUCCUGAAUUUCAACCCACAACAAGUAGCAAUGAAAGAAUUAGGCAGAAAAGUAUCAGCAGAUCUUCAUUUAGUCAACAAAUAAGAAAAGAUACUUCAGUACUUUUAGAUGAGCAAGACAUUCCAGGUGAAGUACAGCCUCCCAGGAUAGAAGAGAUCUCUUCUCUUUCAGAAGAACCUCCUUCUGAAGUUCAACCUCCAGCAACUCCUACAGAAGAGGCCCCAGCUAAAGUGGAACCUAAGGCUCCUACACAAGAGACCACAGAACUUCAAUCACCAUCACCAGUGAAGGCCCCUUCAGAAGAGGCCCCAGCUGAACUUCAGCCUCCCCCAGCUGAAGAGACUACUGCAGGAGAAACCCCUGCCCAAAAUCAGCCUCCAGAAACUGAGGAUGCCACUGCAGAAGAGGCUCCUCCUGAAGUUCCGUCUUCAGCAGUUAUGCCUUCUUCUGAAAUUUCGCCUCCACCAGCGGAGGCCCCUUCUGAAGUUCGGCCUCCACCAGCUGAAGCCCCUUCUGAACUUCAGCCUCCACCAUCAGAAGCCCCUUCUGAACUUCAGCCUCCACCAUCAGAAGCCCCUUCUGAAAUACAGCCUCCACCAGCUAAGGCCCCUUCUGAGGUUCAGCCUCCGCCAGCUAAGGUCCCUUCUGAAGUUAGGCCUCCACCAGCUGAGGCCACAUCUGAAGUUCGGCCUCCAACAGCUAAGGUCCCUUCUGAAGUUCGGCCUCCACCAGCUGAGGCACCUACUGAAAUUCAGCCUCCACCAGCUGAGGCACCUUCAGAAGUUCGAACUCCCGUAACUGAGGCCCCUUCUGAAGUUCGGCCUCCACUAGCUGAAGCCCCUUCUGAAGUUCGGUCUCCAUCAGCUGAAGCCCCAUCUGAAGUUCAGCCUCCACCAACUGAAGUCCCUUCUGAAGUUCGGCCUCCACCAGCUGAAGCCUCAUCUGAAGUUCGGUCUCCACCAGCUGAGGCCCCUUCUGAAAUUCAGACUCCACCACCUGAGGUCCCUUCUGAAGUUCGGCCUCCACCAGCUGGGGCCCCUUCUGAAAUACAGCCUCCACCAGCCGAGGCCCCUUCUGAAGUUCGACCUUUACCAGCUGAAGCCUCAUCUGAACUUCAGCCUCCACCAUCAGAAGCCCCUUCUGAACUUCAGCCUCCACCAUCAGAAGCCACUUCUGAAGUUCAGCCUCCACCAGCUGAGGCACCUUCUGAAGUUCGACCUCCACCACCUGAAGCUCCAUCUGAACUUCAGCCUCCACCAUCAGAAGCCCCUUCUGAAGUGCAGCCUCCACCAUCAGAAGCCCCUUCUGAAGUGCAGCCUCCACCAUCAGAACCCCCUUCUGAAGUUCAGCCUCCCACAGCUGAGGCACCUUUUGAAAUUCAGCCUUCCCCAACUGAGGUUCCUUCGGAAGUUCGGCUUCCACCAGCUGAAGCCCCUUCUGAAUUUCGGCCUCCACCAGCUGAGGCCUCCUCUGAAGUUCGGCCUCCCCUAGCUGAGGCCCCUUCUGAAGUUCGGCCUCCACCAGCUGAGGUCCCUUCUGAAGUUAAGCCUCCACCAGCUGAGGCCCCUUCUGAAGUUCGGCCUCCCCCAACUGAGGUCCCUUCUGAAGUUAAGCCUCCACCAGCUGAGGCACCUUCUGAAGUUCAGCCUCCCCCAGCUGAGGCACCUUCUGAAGUUCAGCCUCCACCAGCUGAGGUCCCUUCUGAAGCCCCUUCUGAAGUUCAGCCUCCACCAGCUGAAGCCCCUUCUGAAGUUCGGCCUCCACCAGCUGAGGCCCCUUCUGAAGUUCAGUCUCUACUAGUUGAGGAGACCCAUGCAGAAGAGUUUCUUGCUGAACUUCAGCCUCCACCAACUGAAGAAAGUACUUCAAAAAUGGCCCCUGUUGACAAACAAUCUUCAGUAUAUGAAGAGACUUCUAUUACACAAAUCUUUAUAAAAGAUACUCCUGUUGAAGUCCAGCCUCCACCAUCUAAACAAACCUCUGCAAAUGAGGCUCUGGUAGAGAAUGUGUCUACUGAAUAUCUAGCUCAACGUACAACAGAUGUCCCAGUGGUAAAACUGGAAUCAGUGACUUCAGGAAAUUUGCCAAAAUAUGAAGUGCCUUUAGAACUGGAUCCUGUUUCUGAAGAUUUGUCUAAUAUCAAGAAAGAACAGGUUUCUACUAUUGAUAUAGAGGGUGAUGUCCACAUAGAAACAAAAUAG
Molecule: messenger RNA, 2763 nt
Organism: Pteropus alecto (black flying fox)
Lineage: Eukaryota; Metazoa; Chordata; Mammalia; Chiroptera; Pteropodidae
Gene: FSCB
Product: fibrous sheath CABYR binding protein
Exons: 4
Biological process (GO): negative regulation of protein sumoylation
Cellular component (GO): sperm fibrous sheath; sperm principal piece
Molecular function (GO): calcium ion binding
Source: RefSeq, a predicted model, not a curated record